Lytechinus variegatus (green sea urchin) is the source of this 2053-nucleotide messenger RNA. Its product is annotated as cytochrome P450 2D15-like. Gene Ontology annotation, biological process: xenobiotic metabolic process. The coding region runs from base 134 to 1318 and encodes 394 amino acids. Gene Ontology annotation, cellular component: cytoplasm; intracellular membrane-bounded organelle. The transcript is spliced from 5 exons. Gene Ontology annotation, molecular function: heme binding; iron ion binding; oxidoreductase activity, acting on paired donors, with incorporation or reduction of molecular oxygen, reduced flavin or flavoprotein as one donor, and incorporation of one atom of oxygen. Lineage: Eukaryota; Metazoa; Echinodermata; Echinoidea; Temnopleuroida; Toxopneustidae. The record is from RefSeq and is a predicted model, not a curated record.
GGUGGCUAAGUGGACGAAGAAGUACGGUAACGUCAUUAGCAUCAAUCUCUUCAACACUCGUCUGGUAAUACUGAGCGAUGAGCAGCUUAUUCAAGAAGUUUUGGGGGGCCAUCACGCUGUAGAUAGACCAGCAAUGCCUGUCGUCAAACAAAUCACUGGAAGGAAGUUUGCUGGUGUUGCCUUCGCUAAUGGUGAAAUAUGGCAGGAGCAGCGUCGCUUCUUUCUAUCUGCUUUCAAGAAACCUGAAGUAGGUGGGAUCAGGUAUGAAAAUAUCAUCGAAGACCAGGCGAUUCGCGUGUUGUCAGAGAUUGAAAAGAGCAAAGGGCAAAUGUUCGAACCUAAUCAAUGGCUAUAUGCCUCCAUUGGAAACAUCAUCCUCAAGAUCACAACUGGAGUUUCCUAUGAGUACGACGACGAUAAUUUGCGUCGUCUUUUGGUUCGUACUAAGCGAAUUUUUGAUGCGAUUGGCCCCGGCGGCCUUUUGAACGUAGUGCCGAUCCUUGCCGCAAUUCCGUCUCGGUCGAAGCAACUUCUCACAGAAGGGUGGAGUGCGCUCUUUGACUAUAUGAAGGAGAGUGUCGCAAGCCACAGGUCUGCAACUGUGUCACAAGGAGAUGACUUCAUCAAGAAGUAUCUAGAGAUGUCUGGAAAAGUCGGAGAGGUGGAGGGUGAGGGCCCGGGUAAGGGAAGUUUUGAUGAAACCAACCUUCUUGAAUCUUCCCUCGAAAUGCUGCUUGGUGGGCUAGAAACAGCGGCCACAUCUCUUGAAUGGAUUCUCCACACACUGGCAUCGCAUCCUGAAGCGCAACGUCGAAUUCGUCAAGAAAUGGCCGAGGUCAUCGGCAAGGACCGCUUUCCACAGUACUCCGACCACAACAGAAUGCCCCAAACCAUGGCGAUCAUUGCUGAAUGCAUGCGUUUCCGACCAAUUGCAACUUUCCCUCUCUCUCACGUGGCUGCUGAGGAUUUCAAGAUCGGCGAGUACGACAUUCCGAAAGGCACACAGAUCGUGUAUAACUUCUGGAAUUCGUUAAGAAGUCCGAUGCUCUGGGAAAAGCCGGAAGAGUUUAGACUGGACAGGUUCUUGACUAAAGACGGGAAGUUCAAUAAGAAGCGAGAGCCAUCUCAAUUUGGAGUGGGUCGAAGAAUUUGUCCAGGCGAGGUGUUGGCCAGGGCCGAGAUCUUCUUGUUCACCACUUACAUCGUGAAGCGCUUUAACCUCCGUCUGGCUGAAGGAACUCCAGAAAAUCCAAAGUGCCUCGUGGGCCUUAGCGUCCGACCAGAACCAUACCAGAUCCAUGCUGAGAAGAUCGAGUAAUCUAUCCGUUUUGCUAAGGGCGGCGGUUUUGAUGAACGGGGGACAUGUAUUUGAAAGCCGCCCCCCCCCCCCUUACCGCCGCCACCACGAAUGCUUCUCCCUUACCCACUCGUCCCAAAAAGAUCUCAUGUCGAAUCGUCAUAAUUAAGUAAAUGCUUUCGCGUAUAGAUAUUCUACGAUGCAUCUGUUUUAUUUGUCCCAUAUUUUCAUUCUACAUGUAUACUAUUUCAACAGAAUGGUGAAAAAAAAUAUAGAAUUUGGAUCCAGUCGACAUUCUGUUAUUCUUCUUGUAAUUUAAUGUUGGCAAAAAGAAGACAUUAAAAUCAAAAUUACGUUAAGUAAGAAGAGGGUCAUUCACAACCAGAAAACUAUUCAAAUAAAAAUAAAAUGUUUCGGGUAGCUGAACAUUCAAUUGGCUAAACUUCUAAAACAAUUUGUAUUUUUUUUCCAUUGUCAGUGCCAUUUGACAGGGGUGGCAAAGUUUUGCCACCUCCGCCUUAAAUCGAAAGGUGCUUAAAUAUUAGUCCACAACCUCAUUAUUCUCGGAUGUACAUACAAAUAUCCAAAAUAAUGAUAAUAAUAAUAGCUGGAUUUAUAAAGCGCUUUUUGCCAGAGGAUACAAAGCGCUGCUAUUAUAGCCCCGGCUUUAGCUCGAGCUACCAUCACCUGCGCUCAGUGCAAAAGCACUCGUUAGCAAGUUUUUUUUUCAAUCAUGUUUAUAUUUUCGUUAUCCUU